AAACAACGCAACGCAGCGCCAUUUUCUUCGUCACCGAUCGUAUAUACAGCGCCACAUUUCUCUCUCUUCCUGCGAAUUGCCGGGGCAGGUGGUUAAUCGAUCGAUUAUUCCCGAUUGAACAUGGCAGCGGUGGAGGAGUCGAGCAAUCUGUUCGUGGUCGACGAGGCGUAUGAGUUCUCGGCGCCGCGAUUUCAUGAUUUCAUGGCGGAGGAGACUGUUGAGGAGCUUCGCAGGGCGGAGCUGUGGUUCGAGAGCGCCCUCGCUUACGCCCCUUCUCCGUUUAUGCCUAGAAUCAGAUCUACCAGAACUGUUCAACAGAUUCUUUGCAAUUUCAAUGAGGAUGAGCAAAUUCAGAAGCCACCGAAAUCAUCUGAAAAUGCAUCGAAUUCUGCUCAAGAACCAGCUCCAAAAUCACUGAACCAGACACUAGAUAAAGUGAAGGUGAUUUCAGCUGAAACAACGGAGAAGACACCUGAUACAGAAAGCUCAUGCUCUCAGGAAAAGCAGAACAUUGCUAAAGGCAGCGGCCCGGUAUCCUCCUCCUCUGUCCCUAAAGAAGUUGCUGGACAAGGACCGGAGAUUUACUGCACUCCAGCACCACAAAAGCAGAGGGAUGAUAGGAAGCUUCAGACAGCAAAAAAGAUUGCUAGUAUGCUGAAAAAUCCUUCUGCGGUCAAUUCAAAGAAACAGUUGCCAAAAUCACAAGCCAAGAGUGCUAAACCUGCUAGUGUUAGGAGGGACGGUAAUAAGAACAUUGUUGGAACUCCCAGCUUUGCCCAUGAAAACCCUGCCAUAAAGAAGCAAAAGCUGGAUGGAGGAAAAUCUCGACAGAUUCUUGGAGUUAACAAACCUUCAAACCUUUCUCACAAAACAAGAACUGGAAUUGUUAGCAGCAGCACCUCCACCUUCUGCCCUGCAACUGCUAAAACUUGUAAAGAAGAUAGAAAGAUGUAUGUCCGAGAACCAGUAGCACCAUUUGUUUCUAUGGCGGAAAUGAUGAAGAAAUUCCAAUCAGGGACGAGAGAGAUGCCUUCGAUGCGUAGCAGCUGCUCUCUUUCUCAGAGCGAUGCUGCUGGAGCAACGCAGAGGAGGCAUAAGCUUGUGCUCACAAGGCCUAAAACACCUGAAUUUGAAACAUCUCAGCGCGUGCGUUCUGUUAAAAUCAAAAGCUCAGCAGAAAUCGAGGAAGAGAUGAUGGCUAAGCUUCCCAAGUUCAAGGCUCGUCCACUAAACAAAAAGAUCUUUGAGGCUGCAACUUUACCGCCAUUGCCAAGAAGCACACCACAGCUUCCGGAGUUCAAGGAAUUCCGUCUAGAAACAAUGUCAAGGGCCACUCAGAAUGCAGAAACAUCCUCUGUGGCUUCGGUUGAACCAACAGAGAGUCAUCUAUGGAAACCACGUCACCUUACUGCCCCGAGGUCACCUGCUCUUCAAACAUCUCUCCGAGCACGUCCUCCCAAGAUCAAGAGUUCCGAGGAGUUGGAGAAAGAGGAGCUUGAAAAUAUUUCACAUUUCAAGGCUAGACCAUUGAAUAGAAAGAUAUUUGAAAGCAAAGGGGAGAUGGGAAUGUUCUGCAACAUGAAGAAGCAAGUUACCAUUCCUCAGGAAUUUAAUUUUGCCAUAGAUAAAAGGAUCCCUCCACCAACUUCUGUGGUUGAUCUCUUCGACAAGCUUUCAAUAUGUUCAGAAUCUCAACGUGAGAAGCCUCUCACUAGAAACACUACACCAAACCCAUUCCAUCUCCACACAGAGGAAAGAGGGGCAGAGAAAGAGCGAAGGAUAGCUGCAGAACUCAUGCAGAAACAGUUAGAAGAGGAGAGGGCUAGGAUACCUAGAGCUCAUCCGUAUCCUUACACAACUGAUUUUCCUGUGAUUCCGCCAAAGCCAGAGGCAAAGCCAUGUACGAAACCAGAGCCAUUCGAAUUGGAAAGUUUGGUGAGGCAUGAACAGGAGAUGCAGAGAGAAAUGGAGGAAAGGAUGAGGAUGGAAAUGGAAGAAGCUGAGAGGAGAAGAUUCAAAGCCCAUCCUAUCUUGAAAGAGGACCCGAUUCCACUCCCGGAGAAGGAGCGAAAGCCCCUCACAGAGGUUCAAGGAUUCAAUCUACACCUCGUGAACAGGGCUGUUGAGAGAGCAGAAUUUGAUAAAAAGAUUAAGGAGACAGAAAUGGUCUACAAGAGAUACAGAGAGGAGACAGAAGCUGCAAGGAUGAUGGAGGAGGAGAAGGCCUUGAAACAGUUGAGGAGGACUAUGGUUCCUCAUGCAAGACCAGUACCUAAAUUCAACCACCCUUUCUUACCACAGAAGUCUACUAAAGACACCACAAAACCCAAGUCUCCAAAACUGCGUGUGGAUUAUAGGAAGGAGAAACGAAGGAUGGUCCCCUCUGGCAAAGCUUCGGGUGCAGCAGCAUGCUUUAUGAGGUGACCGGUGAUUGGUUGUGCAGUUUAAGUCACCUUGAACUAUAACCAUUAUUAUUUAUUAGGAUCGUGGGACGUUGGUUGCUCCAGUCCUACAAUCCUGUAUUAAUUUGUACAAGAGUGAUGCUAUUGUAAUACAAUACAAAUACUUCAUCUGAUCUAUUAUAGAAAUCAAAUUGCAAGAAGCCAA
Messenger RNA from Salvia hispanica, 2607 nucleotides. RefSeq names its product protein TPX2-like. Gene Ontology annotation, biological process: activation of protein kinase activity; mitotic spindle assembly; regulation of mitotic spindle organization. NCBI's taxonomy places the organism in Eukaryota, Viridiplantae, Streptophyta, Magnoliopsida, Lamiales, Lamiaceae. Gene Ontology annotation, cellular component: spindle; nuclear microtubule. Gene Ontology annotation, molecular function: protein kinase activator activity; microtubule binding. The record is from RefSeq and is a predicted model, not a curated record.